Molecule: messenger RNA, 1709 nt
Organism: Rubroshorea leprosula
Lineage: Eukaryota; Viridiplantae; Streptophyta; Magnoliopsida; Malvales; Dipterocarpaceae
Source: the annotation of a GenBank genome assembly
CUCUUUCCUAGAGCCAUAGAGGCCCCUGCUCGUCUCUCUCAUAUUCUCUCUUUCACGAGGACCCUUGCUCCUCUGAACCCUAACAAAGGGAAACACUGAUAUUCUCCGAAAUAGGAUCCUAAUUUCCCCAGGAAUCGUCGGGAAAAUGCAGCACCAGAGGCUCAAGCAGCAGCAGCAACAAGUCUUGAUGCAGCAAGCUCUCCUCCAGCAACAGCCUCUCUAUCACCCUGGCCUCUUAGCUCCUCCUCAGAUUGAGCCAAUCCCAAGUGGAAAUCUGCCUCCUGGUUUUGAUCCAAGUACUUGCCGCAGUGUAAACUGCAGGUAUGUGGGAAACAUCCAUUCAUCAGUAACAGAGCCACUUCUGCAAGAGGUUUUUGCAAGCACUGGUCUUGUUGAGGGCUGCAAACUUAUCAGAAAGGAGAAGUCAUCAUAUGGAUUCAUCCACUACUUCGAUCGCAGAUCUGCUGCUCUCGCAAUACUGUCUCUUAAUGGAAGGCAUCUAUUUGGCCAGCCUAUCAAAGUUAAUUGGGCAUAUGCUAGUGGUCAGAGAGAGGAUACAUCAGGUCAUUUCAACAUAUUUGUUGGAGAUCUUAGCCCUGAGGUUACUGAUGCUAUGCUAUUUGCAUGCUUUUCUGUUUACCCAAGUUGUUCGGAUGCAAGGGUUAUGUGGGAUCAAAAAACUGGGCGUUCCAGAGGUUUUGGGUUUGUUUCAUUCCGGAACCAACAGGAUGCCCAAGGUGCAAUCAAUGACUUGACUGGAAAGUGGCUUGGCAGCAGGCAGAUAAGGUGUAACUGGGCAACAAAAGGUGCUGGUUCCAAUGAGGACAAGCAGAGCUCGGAUGCCAAAAGUGUUGUUGAACUAACCAAUGGUUCAUCAGAGGAUGGUAAAGAGACAAUCAAUAGUGAUGCUCCUGAAAAUAAUCCCCAAUAUACUACUGUUUAUGUGGGUAAUCUUGCUCCUGAGGUCUCUCAGAAUGACCUUCACCGUCACUUCUAUGUCCUUGGUGCUGGAGCCAUUGAGGAGAUACGAAUCCAGCGUGAUAAAGGCUUUGGUUUUGUGAGAUACAGUACUCAUGCCGAGGCAGCUGUGGCAAUUCAGAUCGGGAACACUCAGUCAUUUCUCUGUGGCAGACAAAUUAAGUGUUCGUGGGGCAACAAGCCUACUCCACCAGGGACAAGUUCAAACCCACUCCCUCCACCUACAGCUGCACCUUUGCCCAGCCUCUCAGCCACUGACCUUCUAGCCUACGAACGACAACUUGCUUUGAGCAAGAUGGGCGGUGUUCAUGCCCUGAUGCAUCCUCCGGGACAGCAUUCUCUCAAGCAGGCAGCAAUGGGAGUAGGUGCUGCUGGAGCAAGCCAAGCAAUAUAUGACGGUGGGUUCCAGAAUGUUGCUGCUGCCCAGCAGCUAAUGUACUAUCAGUAACAAAAAUAAAAUGGAGUUGGUGUGGUAUACCCCUUAUUUCCUGCCUUUGCAGGUCUUAUUUGAGUUAAAAAAUUUCUAGGAGGCUUUUUAAGCGUGUAUCUUUUUACCUAGUGGUGAGCGUGCCAUCCUGCAUUAUCUAUAGCAUGUGUUUGCCGAUUGUAUCGAUAUUUUAUGUUCACAGAUUUUAUUUGAUUUCUAAUUAUCAACGAAGCUUCUUAAUGUAAUUUUUCUUAUUUAACGCCACGGUGGCUGUUCAAAUAGCAAAUAGACGUUUUCAGAGGAG